UUAUAAGCAAGUCUCAGUCUCUCAGUGAUGCCUGAUGAUGAUCGUAGCUACAGCUCAAGGUUCCAUUGCGAGUGACUUCAAAUUCUGAUCCAUAUUCAGAUCCUUUCACAAUUCUCAUCACGUUCAUUGGUUUCAGAUUCUGGAAAAGUUUUUAGAAUGGCGGCAAUUUACAGUCUUUACAUCAUCAAUAAGUCUGGUGGAUUGAUCUACCACAAGGAUUAUGGGUCUGCUGGACGAAUGGAUACCAAUGACAGCUUGCGGGUGGCAAGUUUAUGGCACUCAAUGCAUGCUAUCUCUCAGCAGUUAUCACCUGUCUCUGGUUGUUCAGGAAUUGAACUUCUCCAAGCUGACACAUUUGAUCUUCAUUGCUUUCAAUCACUGACGGGGACAAAGAUUUUUGUGGUCUGUGAGCCUGGGACACAAAACAUGGAAAGUUUAUUGAAAUUUAUAUAUGAAUUGUACACGGACUAUGUUUUGAAGAAUCCUUUCUAUGAGAUGGAGAUGCCUAUACGUUGUGAGCUCUUUGAUAUCAACCUAACACAAGCACUGCAAAAGGAUCUUGUUGCAUUUUUGGGCCGAUAAAUUUAUCUGACCAAUUUUUUUUUUUUCAUUUCUAAAUUCUGAUAUGUACAUAAUCUAAAAAUUGUCAUUCAAUUAAUUCUAAGGUACUAUGCCUGGCCUCUGUAUUUGUUUUGUACACACAAAUUAACAUUUUCAGUAGUGCGGAUGUAACUUAUUUUCACAUGGAUCAGAUGGUAGAAUUACUUAUUGAACGAACUAAGGUUCUUGCAUGAUUGGAUAUGGUGCACUUUGUGUACUGUUCUCAACUAUCCAAAUUUUGUAUAAUACUACA
Gastrolobium bilobum is the source of this 853-nucleotide messenger RNA. RefSeq lists its product as uncharacterized. The transcript has 4 exons. The record is from RefSeq and is a predicted model, not a curated record. The coding region runs from base 157 to 582 and encodes 141 amino acids. Lineage: Eukaryota; Viridiplantae; Streptophyta; Magnoliopsida; Fabales; Fabaceae. Gene Ontology annotation, biological process: endoplasmic reticulum to Golgi vesicle-mediated transport. Gene Ontology annotation, cellular component: TRAPP complex.